AGAUAUACAUUAAUUAGUUUGUCAUAUUAAAUAAAUAAAUGAAGUUUUAUGUUAUUUAAUAGAUUUAAUAAAUCUUAUUCUAUGUCUUUAUGGUUAUGUCUAUAUAGUUGGUUAUUUUGUGAGAAUAAUUAUUUGUGUAACAAUCUUCAAAUAAUUUUAGGUUAAAGUUUGAUCAACGUGAAAUAUUUGAAGAAGUCGUGAAAUUUUACGGAAAUUAUAUAUAAACUUAGAAAAUUUGUCUGUAUUUUGUAGAAGUAUUUAAAAAUAUUAAAAUAGAAUUGUUUUAAAAUAUAUUUUUUUUAAAAUGCCGUAUGCAAAUCAACCGUCUGUGCACAUAUCAGAUUUAACCGAAGAAAAUGUAAAAUUUCAAGUAGAAGAUACAGAAUUAAGUGUAGCAAACAGUAUGAGAAGAGUAUUUAUUGCUGAAACACCAACAAUGGCUAUUGAUUGGAUACAAUUAGAAGCAAAUUCAACAGUCUUAAGUGAUGAAUUUUUAGCACAUCGUAUAGGAAUGAUACCUUUAAUCAGCGAUGAUGUUGUUGACAGAAUACAAUAUACCAGAGAUUGUCAGUGCAUGGAUUUUUGUCCAGAAUGUAGCGUUGAAUUUACUCUUGAUGUGAAAUGUACAGAAGAUCAAACAAGGCAUGUUACAACUGCUGAUUUUAAAUCAAGUGAUCCUAGAGUAUUGCCUGUUACAUCUAGACAUAGAGAAGAUGAUGCUAGUGAAUAUGGAGAAACUGAUGAAAUUUUGAUUGUAAAAUUACGAAAGGGACAAGAAUUAAAACUUAGAGCUUAUGCAAAGAAAGGAUUUGGAAAGGAGCAUGCAAAAUGGAAUCCAACAGCAGGUGUUAGUUUUGAAUAUGAUCCAGAUAAUUCAAUGAGGCACACUUUGUUUCCAAAACCAGAUGAAUGGCCAAAAUCAGAAUAUAGUGAAUUAGAGGAAGAUCAAUAUGAAGCACCUUUCAAUUGGGAAGCAAAACCAAAUAAAUAUUACUUUAAUGUAGAAAGUAGUGGAGCAUUAAAACCAGAAAAUAUUGUAAUGAUGGGAAUUGCUGCAUUAAAAAACAAAUUAUCAAAUUUACAGACUCAAUUGAGUCAUGAAGUACAAAGUGAUGCUUUAAGUAUUCACCAUUAAAUAAUUUCAAUAAAUGGUUAUUAUAUCUUUUCUUAUCAGUGUCAAAAAAUUAUUUCAUCUGUGCUUAAGAUUUCUAUUUUGUCCGGUGUACGAAUUUGUAUAUGUUAUUAUUUUUUCACAAUUUUUAGCAUAAGUCUUUAAGUACUUUAUUAAGCAUGAUGAAAUUUUUUUUAGACCCACGAGAUCCUUCAGUUUCUGGUGAUACAAAUAUGUGAUUUAUAUUUUUAUUGAAAUCAUGACAAUCCAAAUUACAAAUAUAUAAAUUUCAUUUAUGUAUAAUAAGCUACGGUCACAUUAUGAUCAGAAAUUAUUCGUUGUAAUAAAUUCCUCAACUUUCUCCAUAUUUUCUGUAUUAUUUGAGAAAUUUAUUAUAAAUAUAAAAAGCUAUGACUGAACUAAGUGCUUAGAUUUCACUUUUUAACAUAAAUUUAAGAUUUCUCAAAAAAUAGAGUUAAUCAUUUUGUAUUAUGAAUGACUCAUAAAUAGAAUGAAAUUGAAUUUGGCGCCGAGUGGUAUACGUAAAAUUAAAAAAUCCCCAAAUGGAGAUUGUGACUAUAUGAUAUUAUAUGAUAUUCACAAAGCUAUAUUAAUAACCUAUAUAUCAUAUAUAGCUACAAGCUAUAUUAAUAACCCAUACCAAUAGAACGAUUUUAAUAAAAAAAUGUUAAUCCGUUA
Messenger RNA from Polistes dominula (European paper wasp), 1810 nucleotides. RefSeq names its product RNA polymerase III subunit RpII33 (gene RpII33). Lineage: Eukaryota; Metazoa; Arthropoda; Insecta; Hymenoptera; Vespidae. Gene Ontology annotation, biological process: transcription by RNA polymerase II. Gene Ontology annotation, molecular function: protein dimerization activity. The record is from RefSeq and is a predicted model, not a curated record. Gene Ontology annotation, cellular component: RNA polymerase II, core complex.